CAGAGGUGCAUGAGUAGUCUCUGCUAGGAGGAAGGGGGAAGGGCUCCCUCCGAGUGUAUGGCCUGCUCCGUCCCGUGGUUCGCGCAAAGGUCUGCAUGCAAGAAAUUACGAUGCUUACCGCGACGCCGCAGCGAUGGAAGCUGACACUUGGAGGUAUGCGUCUACUCACAACCAGAUUGAGCAUCUACAGUGUAAACAAGACAUGCAUGCGAAGGGCCUAACGUCUAAGGAGUAAGGAGCAACGAGUAAGGAGGAGAGAAUAAAAGCCAAGGACGACAUGGGGGAGCUGAGGGAAGGGCCGAGGAAGUAUAGCAAACAAGCCAUCAUCAAGCCAUUUCUCAUCUGGCCUCGUCUGUUCUUCAUCCUCCUCUCCUUCAUCUUCAUCUUCAUCUUGAUUUCCAUCUCCAUUCUCAUCUCCUUCUUCUGCCCCCUGAAGAGCCGAAGAUGGUGGCUCACGCAGAUCUGGGGUGGAGUGGUCGGUCUGCGAACCAAACGGAGUCUGGGCAGGGAUGGUGAGGGCGGUUCUCGAAGCAUUCAGAGGAUAGCGAGGAUAGCAAAACGGCGCAGACUACCGGAUUGGGAUAGUAUCAUCAUCAAUGUUUGAUGGUGCGGGAUGGUGUGAGGGACGCGACGGUGAGAGAGAAGAGAAAAGCUGGAUGACAGGUUGACGUUUCUCGCGGCCAAAACUAGGCUCAAAAACAUCCAGCCAAUCACAC
Pseudovirgaria hyperparasitica is the source of this 716-nucleotide messenger RNA. RefSeq lists its product as uncharacterized. The record is from RefSeq and is a predicted model, not a curated record. Bases 278 to 604 code for a protein of 108 amino acids. The transcript has a single exon. Lineage: Eukaryota; Fungi; Ascomycota; Dothideomycetes; Acrospermales; Acrospermaceae.